AUUAAAUCACAAAACCAAUGAUUCUCCAGUUUAUUCCUGGAAUAUAUAAUAAUAAUAUAAUAAUACGUGCGGUCUGCUUAGAUGUCCCUUUAUAAAUUGGAUGAUAGGUCAGUGAAAAUUUCUGCAACACUGGAAUCUAAGAUCCAUGGCUAACAAUUCCAAAUUACAUGUAGUGAUGUUCCCAUGGUUGGCUUUUGGUCAUAUUAUUCCAUUCUUUGAGCUCUCCAAAUUCAUAGCUCAAAAGGGUCACAAAAUCUCAUUUGUUUCCACUCCAAGAAAUAUUGAUCGUCUCCCAAAAAUCCCUUCUCAUUUAGUUUCUUCCAUAACCCUAGUUAAGAUUCCACUGCCUAAAGUUGAAGGACUCCCUGAAUCUGCAGAGGCAACCAUGGAUAUCAGGAAUGAAGAUAUACCCUAUUUGAAGAAAGCAUUUGAUGGGAUGGAAACUGAGUUGACUCGUUUCUUGGAAAACUCACUUCCAGAUUGGGUUCUCUACGAUUUUGCUCCACACUGGUUACCUCCAGUUGCAGCAAGACUUGAAAUUUCUCGUGCCUUUUUUAUGAUAAUUAACGCAUGGUUUUUAGCUUUCUUUGGACCAUCUGAGAUCUUGAUUAACGGUUCUGAUGAAAGGAAAAAAGCUGAAGAGUUUAUGAUUCCACCAAAGUGGGUCCGAUUUGAGACAAAAGUGGCUUAUCGAAGAUACGAAGCAAACUGGAUCGUCGCAUCAAAUCAAAAGAAUGACUCAGGAGUUUCAGAUAUUUAUCGAGGAGGUAACGUAAUUCAUGGGUCCGAGGUUAUAUUCAUAAGACACUGCAACGAGUUUGAACCGGAUUGGUUGAAAUUACUUGAAGAGCUUCACCAUAAGCCAGUUAUUCCAGUAGGUUUAAUGCCACCCCAAGUGGAAGAAGAUGACAGUCAAUCAUGGGUUUCAAUCAAAACUUGGCUUGAUGAUCAAAAUAUACAGUCAGUUGUUUACGUAGCAUUAGGGAGCGAGGUGACUCCGAGUCAAGAUCAAAUCUAUGAGUUAGCUCUUGGAUUGGAGUUAUCCGAUGUUCCCUUCUUUUGGGCACUGAGGAAGCCAUCUGGGUCAGACGAUUCCUACUCAGAGAUUUUACCAGACGGGUUCGAGGAGAGAGUCAAGGGUCGGGGUAUGGUGUGGAAAAGUUGGGCACCUCAGCUGAAGAUAUUGAGUCAUGACUCGGUGGGUGCAUUCUUGACUCACUGUGGUUGGAGUUCUUUCAUAGAGGGACUCUCUUUUGGUCAUCCAUUAAUUGCCUUACCUUUUCUGGCUGAUCAAGGUUUGAAUGCUAGAAUCAUUGCUGACAAGCAGGUUGGCAUAGAAGUCCCGAAAAACGAAGAAGAUGGAUCAUAUACGAAGAACAAUGUGUCCGACUCGAUAAAGUUGGUAAUGGUUGCAAAUGAGGGGAAGCAAUUUCGAGACAAAGCAAAAGAAAUGAGUGAAAUAUUUGGGAACAAGAAAUUACACGAUAGCUACAUUGAUAAUUUCAUUAAAUUUCUUGAAAACCCUAGGUUCACGUUAAGUGCUGCUACAAGUACCAGUGCAUAGUUUUCCAUUAGAAGAUCAUAAUUCUUGACUUCUUGUUAUUUGGAGCACUAAGAAUUUCCAACUAUGUUCAGAUGUUACAAUUUGUUUGUCUCAUACCAUCUUCAACGUGAACGCCAAAACACCAAAAUGCACCAUUUUUUGGUGUUAAGGAGCUUCAAUGGAAUACCAUACUUUGCACCAUUUUGGUGAAAAAUGGUGCAAAGUGGUCAAAGUCUUUUUUGCCAUUUCUUAUUCUUUUCCAAAUAAAUUGGUGAAGGGUAUUUGUGUCA
This is a messenger RNA of Olea europaea var. sylvestris, 1833 nucleotides long. Its product is annotated as putative UDP-rhamnose:rhamnosyltransferase 1. Lineage: Eukaryota; Viridiplantae; Streptophyta; Magnoliopsida; Lamiales; Oleaceae. The transcript has a single exon. Bases 146 to 1564 code for a protein of 472 amino acids. Gene Ontology annotation, molecular function: UDP-glycosyltransferase activity. The record is from RefSeq and is a predicted model, not a curated record.